GAGGAAGAGUGGACAACUAGCAGAAAGUGGCUGUGAUGUGUGGAGGGGAGGACGGCGGGGCACAGCUGCAGUGUUGUGUGACAACCGAGCACCUGAACGCCUCAGGACAAGCCACCCGGAGGCAGGUCAUCCGCAAAGCUUCUGUUCUUCUGGGACGCAAUGAGUUCCAAGAGCUCAUCCUCCGCGUCCACGAUGGGAAGGUCCCGCAAAAUUAUUCUCUGAAGAAAUUCAAACUGUUCACCAGGUUUGCCCGUGAUGGGAAGUGCACUGUCAAGCUGCUCCCUGAAAAUAUCCAGGUACUCCUCUCCAACUGCCCCCCUGACCAGCUCAGCCUCUUCCUGAGGACUCUGAGCAUCAAACACCAGGCGGGCCUGUCGGGCAAAACUCUGAGCACACGAGAGAAACUCAAAGCGGGUCUACCUCGCAGCUUUGAGGCCAUCAGCCCCCUUCAGCAAAAAGACAUCCAGAAGGUUAAUGAGCUUCGAAGUAAUGUGGUACCCAAAGGGCUUUCGGACCACACUAACAGGCCCGCAGGUGCAGGACAGCAGGUCAAAAGGUCAAGAAGUGACUGUAUCUUCAGCCCUGUGAAAGCCAACCCGAGCAAGAAACCAGCCCUGUCUCUGCCAACUCGUAAGCUGAGCAAAGGACAGGCUGCCGUCCUUAACGCUGUGCUGAGUGGAAAGAACGUCUUCUUCACAGGCAGUGCAGGGACAGGGAAGUCCUUCUUACUGAAGCGAAUACUAGGGUCACUUCCUCCAAAGAGCACCUUCGCUACCGCCAGCACUGGAGUGGCUGCAUGUCAUAUUGGAGGAACAACGCUGCAUAACUUCGCAGGAAUUGGCUCAGGCUCGGCCCCACUGGAGCAGUGUAUUGAGCUGGCCCAGAGGCCCGGGGUGCUGCAGCACUGGACCGGCUGUCGACACCUCGUCAUCGACGAGAUCUCCAUGGUGGACGCCGCUUUCUUCGACAAGCUCGAGUCUGUGGCCAGGUCGGUGAGGAGGUCCACUGAGCCUUUCGGGGGUAUCCAGCUGAUUAUUUGCGGCGAUUUCCUUCAGCUACCGCCUGUUUCAAAGGGAAAGGAAAAGGCCAGGUUUUGUUUCCAGGCUAGAUGUUGGCGUAAAGUCAUUCAGGUCAACUUGGAGCUAACAGAGGUGCGACGGCAAACCGAUCAGACCUUCAUCUCCCUCCUCCAGGCUGUGAGGGUGGGAAGGGCGACAGAAGAGGUUACAAAUCAAUUGAUUGCAAGCGCCUACCGUCAGAUCGACAGGGACGGUAUCGUAGCAACCAGACUGUGCACACACAAGGAUGAUGUGGAGCUCACCAACGAUAACAAGCUACAGCAACUGCCAGGGUCGGCGCGGGUAUUUGAGGCUCUGGACAGCGACCCGGCCUUGGUGAGGACUAUAGACGCCCACAGCCCGGUCAGCAGACUACUUCAUCUUAAAGUGGGAGCUCAGGUCAUGUUGACAAAGAACCUAGAUGUCACUCGAGGUCUAGUGAACGGAGCCCGAGGGGUUGUGGUGGCGUUUGAGCCUGGAAAACACGGUCUCCCACGCGUGCGCUUCCUGUCCGCCGUCACGGAAGUGUUGAAGCUUGAACGCUGGGCGUUUAAAUCGGGGGGCGGGGCCCACCUGAGUCGACAGCAGCUGCCACUAAAACUGGCCUGGGCCAUUUCUAUCCACAAGAGUCAGGGUCAUGGAUGAGCUGGAGCCUAUCCCUGGAGACUUUUGACAAGAGGCGGUGCACACCCUGGACCGGUUGCCAACCAUGCACAUUAGCAUUCACCAACUGCCAAUUUGGAGUCUUCAUUGAACAUCAUACAUUAUGCAUGUUUUUGGAAUGAAGCCCGGAGAGGAGAACUUGAGUCGAGAUUUGAACCCGGAACCUCUCGUCUGUGAGGCAGACAUGCGAACCACUACUUUACUUUGCUGCCUAAAUAAAUAGUUAUCUAAAUAGGAUUUAAAAUGUCGGGAAAUACUGAGGGGAAGUGUUUUUACAAUUGCUUAAAACAUUAUGCUAUGUAACAAGGUGGCAUUUUGGGCGAGCGGUUAGCACAACCACCUCACAGUUAUGAGGCUGGUGGUUCAAAUUCUCCCUGUGCUCAGGUGGGUUUUCAGUCUUCCCUCAUUUAAAAAAAUAUGCAUGUUAGGUUUACUCGCGACUCUUCCUUGUCCUUAUGUGUGAAUGUGAGCUGUCUCUCAUGCAAAAGUAAGAUGGGAUAGACUCCAGCACACCUUAAGGAGGGUGAUGCUAUAAAAAAUGGAUGAAUGCUGUAUAACAAAUAACCUUUUUACAAAUUUUGGUUUCCCUUUUUUCCCCUCCUAAACCAGUGAUAGUUGCUGUUUAUUGUUCUGCCUGUCACUGUAUGUUGCUGGCAAAGAUAUAUUAGCAUCCUGUCAAUCUGCAUUUCCCAAUCCCAGCUCUCUGCCCUUCAUAUAUUUGGUAUAUUUAGGCCCUAGAGUAGAUACUGUAGUAGUUGUUGAGACCUCGCCGUUUUAUGUUAGCUGCUUGCUGCACAAACUUGUAAUCGUUAGUGCUGUCUAAGCCACUUGUUAUUCUUCUUAAAGUGGGCCAUAAAUAUGGUACUGGUGUUAAUUUCAGGCCUUUCUAAAUGGGGAAAUAUUUCCAUUAAUCUGUGUUAUGUGGCACGUUUAGCCUUUUACCCACCACGAGUGAGCUAUCACAAAUCACACUGCUGUCUUGAUGGUAUUUUCCAAUAUCCUGACCUCAGAAUGUAGUACAAUAGGAGAUGGCCCUGUAGGGAAUUGAGUUCAUUUGUCACAACCUCCGUGUCAGCAAUGUUUGAUCUACCCCAGAGAAAGCAAUGUAAAGCACACACGCAUCCCUUAAGAGGAAAUGAGAUUACUGAGGAGUGGUGAUCAAAAGAAGACAAGUUGACGGGGGAGAGUGCACCACACCAUCUACAAACUGCAUUAACAAUCCACUUAGUGAGAGUUUCUUCAUUUAUUACAGGGAAUGACACUAGACUGUGUGGAAAUCUCUCUGGCGCGGGUGUUUGAGAGUGGCCAGGCUUACGUGGCCUUGUCUCGGGC
This is a messenger RNA of Phycodurus eques (leafy seadragon), 3053 nucleotides long. RefSeq names its product PIF1 5'-to-3' DNA helicase homolog (S. cerevisiae) (gene pif1). The transcript has 12 exons. NCBI's taxonomy places the organism in Eukaryota, Metazoa, Chordata, Actinopteri, Syngnathiformes, Syngnathidae. The record is from RefSeq and is a predicted model, not a curated record. Gene Ontology annotation, molecular function: DNA helicase activity; ATP hydrolysis activity. Gene Ontology annotation, biological process: DNA repair; telomere maintenance. The coding region runs from base 36 to 1703 and encodes 555 amino acids.